Anopheles funestus (African malaria mosquito) is the source of this 988-nucleotide messenger RNA. RefSeq lists its product as uncharacterized. The record is from RefSeq and is a predicted model, not a curated record. The transcript has a single exon. NCBI's taxonomy places the organism in Eukaryota, Metazoa, Arthropoda, Insecta, Diptera, Culicidae. Bases 221 to 973 code for a protein of 250 amino acids.
GCAGGUAGAUUUAGUUGUAUAAAAGCAACUUGCGCAAUUGCUGCCAAACAUCAGUCGUUGUUCAGCUGCUCCCGGUAGAAGUACCCCAUCGUUCCAGCAUUUCAGUUUCCAUCGCAGUACAACCGAAUCGGUGUUGGGCACUUCGCUGAAAAAAAAGCUGCGAUUUAUUGUUUCGUGUUUGUAGUUUUGGUGUAAUUGUGCCGCAUUUGUCAGGAUCAAAAUGAAAGUGUUCAUUGGUGCAUUUGUGUUGGUCGGAUGCGUGCUCGCAUACGGAUCGGCUCUCGCCACACCGGGUGCUAAGGAUUGUAGUGGAACGGACGGUGGUCUAUCUUGUCACGGUGCCAAAAUUGUGCGCAACCUCGUACGACGACUGGCACGUUCUGGGAAAGCGGACGAUGCGCUGAAACUUUUCCCGGGUGUAGAAAUUGUAGCCAAUGACAAUACAGAGGAACGUGAGCGAUCGUUGAACGAAGUGAUGGACGAUGAUCGUACCAUGUUUGGGCGCUUUGCCCGCUACCUGCAGAGCCACGAGUUGAAAAUCAAUUUCGGACAGCUGGUGCAGCGCACCGACAUCCAGGAAGCGAUCCGUACGGCAUUCGGUGCGAUGGAUCAGGAGGUGAUUGCGGACGUUGCAGAGGCCCGCAAGAAGGAUAAGGGUGGCCUGGGAGCGAUCAUGAUGAUGGGACUGAUGAUGGGCAAACUGUUGGCAGCGCUCGGAUUCGGUGGCGUUGGACUGCUUGCACUGAAGGCUCUCGGUGUUUCUAUGAUUGCACUGCUCCUGUCGGCCAUUUUAGGACUGAAGAAGCUUACCGAACACGGUGACCAUAAGGGACGGCACAACGAUGAACAUUUUGAAGUACACUCGGAGAAUCAGCACGGACACGACGGCGGUGCCCGAAAGCGCCGUUCGGUUGAGACGGAAACCAUCGCUAAUCAGAUGGCUUAUAGUGGCUGGGCACAGCUUGUUCAGUGAGCUGAACAGUGGAAG